This is a messenger RNA of Erigeron canadensis, 1655 nucleotides long. Its product is annotated as glucan endo-1,3-beta-glucosidase 14-like. The transcript has 4 exons. Gene Ontology annotation, molecular function: hydrolase activity, hydrolyzing O-glycosyl compounds. Gene Ontology annotation, biological process: carbohydrate metabolic process. Gene Ontology annotation, cellular component: plasma membrane. NCBI's taxonomy places the organism in Eukaryota, Viridiplantae, Streptophyta, Magnoliopsida, Asterales, Asteraceae. The record is from RefSeq and is a predicted model, not a curated record. Bases 67 to 1203 code for a protein of 378 amino acids.
CACAAACACACACAAACAUUCACAAAACUUAUAUAUAACUGCCUAACUAUAUUUUUGACUCUCUCAAUGGCUGCUGCUAUUGUUUCUACACUUAUUUUUCUUCUAGCUUUCUCAGGAUUAUUUAUCUCUACAUACACACUUGGAGUUGGAAUAAACUAUGGACAAAUAGCAAACAAUCUCCCGCCAACAUCACACGUAUCAACCCUUUUAAAAUCACUCAACAUUAGUCGAGUUAAACUCUAUGAUGCCGACCCGAAAGUCUUAAGGUCUUUCGCGAAUUCGAAUGUCGAAUUCAUCAUAGGAUUAGGAAAUGAAUACCUUCCUAGAAUGCAAGAUCCUCAAGAAGCACAAAUAUGGAUACAACAAAAUGUCCAACCUCAUCUUUCUCAAACAAAAAUUACUUGCAUUACAGUUGGUAAUGAAAUAUUAGGAGGAUUAGAUACUCAAUUACCACAAUAUCUUUAUCCGGCUAUGAAAUCUAUGUAUCAAGCUUUAGUUAAUCUUGGAUUAGAUAAACAGGUUUACAUUACCACAGCUCAUUCGCUUCAAAUAUUAGCAACAUCUUUUCCGCCUUCACAAGGAAUGUUUCGUGAAGAUUUGGUUCAAUAUAUACAACCAAUUCUUGCCUUUCAUGCCCAAACGAAUUCGCCUUUUUUGAUCAAUGUGUACCCUUACUUUGCAUACAAGAGUGACCCGAAUAAUGUACCUUUGGAGUAUGUACUAUUUGAGCCCAAUGCAGGGGCAAUUGACCCGAUAACGAAUUUGAAGUAUGAUAAUAUGUUAUAUGCUCAAAUUGACGCGGUCUAUUCGGCUAUCAAAGCGUUAGGUUAUGGUAAUAUACAAGUUCAAAUCUCUGAGACUGGAUGGCCGUCAAAAGGAGACGCGGAUGAAUUUGGGGCGACAGUUCAAAACGCAGGGAUUUAUCAUAGGAAUUUGAUUCAAAGAAUGCAACAACGACAAGGGACGCCCGCAAACCCAUCACAACCUAUUGACAUUUACGUUUUUGCCCUUUUUAACGAAAACAUGAAGCCAGGGCCGACUUCAGAGAGGAACUAUGGGUUGUAUUAUCCUGAUGGCACUCCAGUCUAUAACCUUGGAGUGAAAAAUGCUCUUCCUCGUAUGGAUUUUUCGGCUUCUUGGAAAAAUGGAUUCUCAUUGUUCAACUUUCUAUUAAUGCUCAUUGGAUUCUUGAUCUUCCUUUAAUUAUGGAGAUUUGACCAACAUUUUGUUCACAUUUAUUUGUUAAGGAGCAAAGUUCCUUAUGAGGAUAAUCUUUAGAGAUAGAAUGUAUCAACUAUAAGAUGAGCUUUCAUUUUCACCAAUCAUCCGUCAUCCACAUUGUAUCAGAGAAGAGUUGAACCCCCGUUUCUAUACAUUGUAGCCGCCGCGAUACAAGUGGACGCAAAUGUCACAUUUGUUUGCAUACUUAGAAAAUUCUUUAGAAGGAGGUAGUCAUUUUGUAUUUCAGAUUUUUGAUUGAUUUUAGUUGAUUUGUUAGAUUUUACUGUGUAUAUUGAUUAUGUUGAUCAGGAUCCACUAUUUGUAGUAUUCUUUAAGAGUGUUAUGUACCAUAUGUUCAUUCUAGUUAGUAGCAAAGUUAGCCCAUUGUAAAAAUUUUGAGAAUUUUUAAUAACGUGUUGUUAAUUAAUCUUUUA